Messenger RNA from Spodoptera littoralis (African cotton leafworm), 1553 nucleotides. The record is from the annotation of a GenBank genome assembly. Lineage: Eukaryota; Metazoa; Arthropoda; Insecta; Lepidoptera; Noctuidae.
GCGCGCGCGGGUGAAAGGCGUCAUGUCGAUACUAUACGCAGUGAACAGUGUGCGGACCGCAAACGCCAUGGCCGGGUUACCUUAUAUGCGAAUAUUACUUAUUUGUGCUAUUUUAAUCAAUGGAAGCUACCAGCAAAAAGAUAAACAUGAGGACUUCGUGUGUCCUGAAGGUACACAGGGUAAUGGAAAUUUUGCUGACCCUGCCACGUGUAGGCGGUUCUACCAAUGUGUGGAUGGCUAUCCGUACUUGAACAGAUGUCCCUCUGGGCUAUACUUCGAUGAUAUUAGCAAGUACUGUACAUUCAAAGCUGAAGCCAGAUGCGGCCCCAUCGCCACAACCCCUGCACCAAUUACUGAAGCACCUUUGGAUCUAGCUACCAAGUGUGAUCCUGCGGAAUGCCAGUUGCCUUACUGCUUCUGUUCCAAAGAUGGCACACUCAUACCUGGAGGUCUCGAUCCAGAAGACACGCCCCAAAUGAUAAUGCUGACAUUCGACGGCGCUGUUAACUUGAACAACUUCGAACUGUACAAGAAAGUGUUCAAUGGAAAAAUCAAGAACCCUAAUGGCUGUCCCAUUAGAGGCACUUUCUUCCUGUCACACGAGUACAGUAACUACGUGCAAGUCCAAGCCCUUGCACAUGAUGGUCAUGAGAUAGCGACGGGCACGGUAUCGCAGCAGCAAGGUCUUCAAGACAAAGGCUACGAAGAAUGGGCCGGUGAGAUGAUUGGCAUGCGCGAAAUUCUUGGCAAGUUUGCCAAUGUAUCGCGAUCAGAAAUCGUCGGCACCAGAGCACCCUUCCUCAAGCCUGGCAGAAAUACACAGUUUAAGGUGUUAGAGGAUUUUGGCUACAUCUACGACAGUUCGGUGGGCGUGCCUCCUCUGCCGAUCCCCGUGUGGCCAUACACACUCGACUAUAAGAUCGCACACGAGUGCAAGUCAGGCACUUGUCCGACCAAGUCGUUCCCAGGUUUGUGGGAGGUUCCAUUCAACGCUCACUACGUAGAGACGUAUGAGGGCGGACACUGUCCCUAUCUCGAUCAGUGUGUGCUACAUAACCACGACUCCGAUGAGGUGUUAGAAUGGCUGCAAGAAGACUUCAGUCGGUAUUACGAGCAGAACCGAGCUCCAUACAUGAUGCCGUUCCACACGAACUGGUUCCAGAUUAAGGAGCUAGAGCGAGGUCUCCACAAAUUUUUACAGUGGGCCUCCAGUCUGAAGGACGUUUGGUUUGUAACUGUCACCCAAGCUCUGACCUGGAUGACUGACCCGAAAUCAGCGAAAUCACUCAACAAUUACGAAGCCUGGAGAUGUGACCGCAAGGACUACCCGGCGGCUCCAUGCAAUCUGCCCAACAAAUGUGCACUAUCCUUCAAACCUGCUGAUACCAAUUUCACCGACACGAGGUACAUGGAGACCUGCAGUGAUUGCCCCAACCAAUACCCGUGGCUUGGUGACUCUGGCGGAACGGGAAUCCCCGGCAAAGACAACUAUAUACCUGACAAUCUUAGGAGGAAGUAGAUUACCAGUAGUCCUUUAUUGACAUUGUACAAGU